Molecule: messenger RNA, 480 nt
Organism: Prunus armeniaca (apricot)
Lineage: Eukaryota; Viridiplantae; Streptophyta; Magnoliopsida; Rosales; Rosaceae
Source: the annotation of a GenBank genome assembly
AUGAGGAAGAGGAAAGUAGCUCGACCAAAGGGAGAGGAAGAGCAGUGGUUGACAAUCAUUUGCCGACUCUUGCCCAGUUCAACUGAUAAGGAAAUUGAAGUCAAGAGGGGCUUGCCACCUGGUGAGAUAGUAGUAGUGCCUAUGCAUGCAACUAUUGGAGACCUAAAGAAAGCAGCUGAAAGUGCACUGAGGGAUACUUCUUUUAUCACAGAAUGGUUUGUGGUUAUCGGAAUCGAAGGCUUGGAUGAAAUGGAGGAUAUGGAAGUACUUUUUGGAGUAGUUGAAUCGGGAGCAGGAGUUGGUGUGAGUGGAAGUGGGAUAGAUUUAGACACGCCUUUGAGGUACGAAGGUGGAUCUGAUACUUGGAUGGUGAGAUGUGAGUGUGGUGCUAGAGAUGACGAUGGGGAGUUAAAGAGGUUAGCUCAAGACUUUUCCAGGAAAACCGAGACCAAGUUUGAUUUCCAUAAAGAAAACGUUUAA